Messenger RNA from Protobothrops mucrosquamatus (brown spotted pit viper), 1705 nucleotides. RefSeq names its product dipeptidase 1 (gene DPEP1). Gene Ontology annotation, molecular function: metallodipeptidase activity. NCBI's taxonomy places the organism in Eukaryota, Metazoa, Chordata, Lepidosauria, Squamata, Viperidae. The record is from RefSeq and is a predicted model, not a curated record. The coding region runs from base 49 to 1290 and encodes 413 amino acids. The transcript has 10 exons. Gene Ontology annotation, biological process: proteolysis.
ACACUGGAGGAAAUCUCUGCUGCUGGUCCAGAUCCCCCUUGCCCCAGGAUGCUGAUGCUGCUGAUACCUUACCUCAUGCUUGCUUGGUUCUCCGUCUGCCUGGCAGAUGUCCAUCAGCUGGAGGCAGCCAAAAUAAUGAAUGCCACACCAGUGGUGGACGGUCACAAUGAUCUGCCUUGGCAGUUGCUGACAAAAUUCAACAACCAGCUGUCUUUAAAGUCAGCCAAUUUGCAGGAGCUGCAAGACACUCAUACCAAUAUUCAGAAGCUGCGUCUUGGACAUGUAGGAGCACAGUUCUGGGCAGCCUAUGUGCCCUGCGACACCCAAAACAAAGACGCAGUGAAGCGAACUCUGGAGCAGAUUGACGUCAUCCAUCGGAUGUGCCACCAAUAUCCAGAUGCCUUCAAGUGUGUUACCGACAGGGCAGGCAUCCGGGAGACUUUGGGCACUCAACGCGUGGCCAGCCUCAUCGGCGUGGAGGGGGGCCACUCCAUUGACAGCAGCUUGGCCGUCCUGCGCACCUUCUACCUGCUGGGCGUGCGCUACAUGACCCUCACCCACAGCUGCAACACUCCCUGGGCUGAUAACUGGCUGGUAGAUACAGCUGAAGGGCAGCCUGUUCACCAUGGCUUGACGGAAUUUGGGAAGCGUGUGGUCCAUGAGAUGAACCGCCUGGGCAUGAUGGUGGAUUUGUCCCAUGUUUCUGUGGAGACAAUGAAGGCGGCCUUAAAGAUCUCCAGGGCCCCCGUGAUAUUCAGCCACUCCUCGGCCUAUGCAAUCUGCCCAAGCAGACGGAAUGUACCAGAUGAUGUGCUCCGCCAAGUGAAUGAGACACGCAGCCUUGUAAUGGUCAACUUCUACAAUGACUACAUCUCCUGCAGCAGCCAUGCCACUCUGACCCAGGUAGCAGACCACAUGGACUAUAUAAAGCGCAUUGCUGGACCAAAGGCUGUUGGCAUUGGAGGAGACUAUGAUGGGGUACCCAGAGUCCCUCAAGGCUUAGAGGAUGUCUCCAAAUACCCAGACUUAAUUGCCGAACUGUUGAGGAGGAAAUGGACAGAAGAGGAAGUGAAGGAUGCCCUGGCCAAUAACCUCUUGCGGGUCCUAGAAGAAGUGGAGCAGGUGCAGAAAGAGAUGGCUCGUGAAGGAAUUGCCCCCGAUGACACACCCAUUGCCUUCCAGGAACUGGAGGGAGGAUGCCGAACGCGCCAUGGGUACCCCAACCAAGGACACCACCCAAGAGCUUUGCCGGCUAUGUUCUUGCUACUAUUGCUCUCCACAUUGAUCUAAUAGAAGCCCCAGGAUCUCCUUCCUUGUGGACUGAGUGGAUCCUGCUGGGUUAGGAUUUUUACAUCCAACUACUAUCACAUUCCAAAUUUUGCCCAAACCUUGGAAUACUCCCUUAUUACCUCCAUUAAUUUAUGGCCAGUUACCAAAAUACCAUUACUGCCUCAAACACAGCUCGUUCCUAAUGUGGACAUCAGAGGCAAGCAAAAUCCUGCUUUGAACUUUCCGAAGUACUUGCUAGUUGCCUUUUUUGCUUUGCAGAUACUGGGAGCAUGCUUAAUGCUGGACAUGUAUGGUGGGGAGUAUAGGGAGCAACAUAUUGUACCACUUAUUGUACCACUUCUUGGGUUUGCCUGGUUCUUUUUUCCCACCUUGUGAAGAACAGAGAUUAUAGCAGAAGGGAUGACAAGAGAGUAAG